Molecule: messenger RNA, 1862 nt
Organism: Paecilomyces variotii
Lineage: Eukaryota; Fungi; Ascomycota; Eurotiomycetes; Eurotiales; Thermoascaceae
Product: pleiotropic regulator 1
Exons: 1
Coding region: 258-1619 (453 amino acids)
Biological process (GO): mRNA splicing, via spliceosome
Cellular component (GO): Prp19 complex; catalytic step 2 spliceosome; precatalytic spliceosome
Molecular function (GO): protein binding
Source: RefSeq, a predicted model, not a curated record
UUGCGCGACACCGUGAAGACUAUCCGCUCAGCACCUUUUCACGUCCUCAACCUCUGCCUUCUGUGAGGCACCUGUCUGUCUCUCGAAUCACGAGGAUUCUGCACAUUCUGUCUUGGAUGUGCUAGGAUUCUGUUUUGUCCUUUGCACGUUUGCUGUGACUGGAGCUGGGUCUUCUCACUCGAACCUGUUCCGUACCACCGUCGAAAUAUUCAUAUUCUCCAUCAUAUACGGAGAACACAGCGCAAUUGAUACAGACCAUGGAUGUACUACCGAAUCCUCUUCCUCCUGACCAGGCGGUCCGCGCAUCGACGAAACGAACCAUCGAGCUUUUUGGUUCCGACUACUUGCUAGCCACGCCAUCUACGGACGGAAAUGGUUCGAUUGGGCUAUCGUAUAGACGAAAGGCAGAAUACGAGGAUGUGAAAGAGCUCCCACCAUCCCUCGCGGAGAAGCAGGCCAAGGCACUGGCCGGUCGGGCGAAGCGUCCCAGAACCCAAGCGCAAGCACAGGCGGCAGCAGGCCCGGGCGGUUCAUCAAUGGCACUUGUGAAGGGCGCUCCUGGUGCCGCAGCAGGUGCUGCUGGCGAGAACCAGGCCAGAAGUCUGAUACAGAGACCAUCUGCUACCCGCCAGCAGAAACCCGACUGGCAUGCUCCUUGGAAGCUGAUGAGGGUGAUAUCUGGACACCUUGGAUGGGUGCGAUGUUUAGCGGUUGAACCCAACAACGAAUGGUUUGCAAGUGGUGCCGGAGAUCGGACAAUCAAAAUUUGGAAUUUGGCGACGGGAAGCUUGCGUCUUACGCUCACUGGUCAUAUAUCUACAGUCAGAGGUCUGGCUGUUUCUCCUCGGCAUCCGUAUCUGUUCUCAUGUGGUGAGGACAAAAUGGUGAAGUGCUGGGAUCUUGAGACGAAUAAGGUCAUCCGUCAUUAUCACGGUCAUCUGAGCGGGGUGUACACCUUGGCUCUUCAUCCUAGGCUCGACGUUCUGGUAACUGGUGGUCGUGACGGUGUUGCCAGAGUCUGGGAUAUGCGGACUCGAAGCAACAUUCACGUCUUGAGCGGCCACAAGGGUACCGUGGCGGAUGUGAAGUGCCAGGAAGCAGAUCCCCAGAUAAUCACUGGAUCCCUCGAUACAACUGUUCGCCUCUGGGAUCUUGCUGCAGGCAAGUCUAUGGGCGUCCUAACUCACCACAAGAAGGGCGUGCGGAGUAUCGUGACACAUCCGAAGGAGUUCACCUUUGCUAGCGCCAGCACAGGAAGCAUCAAACAGUGGAAGUGCCCCGAAGGUGCCUUCAUGCAGAACUUCGAAGGCCACAACGCAGUCAUCAAUACUAUGGCCGUCAACGAAGACAACGUUCUCUUCUCCGGUGGUGAUAACGGCUCUAUGUCGUUCUGGGACUGGAAAACAGGAUAUCGCUUCCAAUCUCUCGAUACUACUGCUCAACCUGGUUCAUUGGAUGCUGAGGCUGGUAUUAUGUCCUCUACCUUUGAUCGCACUGGUCUGCGAUUAAUCGUCGGAGAGGCCGACAAGACCAUCAAGAUCUGGAAGCCAGAUGACGAAGCUACCCCCGAAACCCAUCCACUGGACUGGAAGCCCACUCUGGGCCGACAGAAAUAUUAGUCCGCUUGUCUCUAUUGAUCGCUAUGUUAUUCUACGGGCCGUUACGGUAUGGCAUUGUUUUUUCUUUUAGCUGCGAAAGCCCGGUGUAUUAGAAGGCGUUCUGGUGCUCUAUAUUUGUCGCGAACUGGGAACACGGAAAUGCAUACAUAUCCUUACCUUGGUUCGUACAAGGUGAAAAGACAUAUUUUAUACCAUACUACUACUCUAGUGUCCUGAUCAAUAUAUCUCAAUGCGCUGCUGCAU